Lodderomyces elongisporus is the source of this 1503-nucleotide messenger RNA. RefSeq lists its product as uncharacterized. NCBI's taxonomy places the organism in Eukaryota, Fungi, Ascomycota, Pichiomycetes, Serinales, Debaryomycetaceae. Gene Ontology annotation, cellular component: mitochondrion; mitochondrial inner membrane. The record is from RefSeq and is a predicted model, not a curated record. Gene Ontology annotation, molecular function: lysophosphatidic acid acyltransferase activity; A2-type glycerophospholipase activity. Gene Ontology annotation, biological process: cardiolipin acyl-chain remodeling; lipid homeostasis; phosphatidic acid biosynthetic process. The transcript has a single exon. Bases 1 to 1503 code for a protein of 500 amino acids.
AUGGUUGCUUCCGAAGGAUUAUCAUCUUCACUUGAAGGCGCAUCAUCAUCAACAUCAUCAUCAUCAUCAUCUGGAGCAGCAAUAGCAGCGGCAGCAUCAAUACACAGCACAAACACUAACAGGGUGAGUACAGAAACCAGUGCUACUGCCGCGACAAAUUCAUCACAAUCAAAGAUGAGUUCUCGUACAAAAGUCAACGAAUUCAAUGAUGGUCGAGUAACUCCGUCUUACUCAUGGAAGGAAAGUUGGAAUGAUUGGUUUAAACAUAGCUUCAGUUCCAACUACACCGAUGCAAAAGUCGAGUCGCGUCUUUUGAACCAGAUCAAAUUCAAAGAAAAUGUUGUUACAUCCAUUAUUGAUACCGAUAUUGGCAAUGGCAAUUAUAUACACGAAUUUUACAUCCAGAACAAGUCAAAAGAUACCAACGCCAAAUCUGCUGCAUCGUCGUCUCCAUGCAAAGAAAUUGUCCUAAUCCAUGGAUAUGCAGCAUCAUUAGGUUUGUUCAUUGAUAACUUUGAAUUGUUAAGUCGCGUGCCGGGAGUCAAGAUCCAUGCAAUUGAUAUGCUUGGAUUUGGAUUGAGUUCCAGACCCAAAUUUCCACUGUUUCCAUCCGAUACUAAGGAAGAUAUAUAUAAGGUAGAGGAUUGGUUUAUUGAUUCGAUCGAGUCAUGGAGAAAGAAACGAGGGAUUGACAAAUUUGUCCUUGUUGGCCAUUCAUUUGGAGGAUACUUGAGCUGUGCAUACGCAAUGAAAUACAAUAAUCAUAAGGAUCAGCAACAAAAUGUCCUUGACAAAUUGGUUCUCGUUAGUCCUGUGGGAGUAGAGAGAAGCAAGUUUUCCUUACUCGAUGACAAGACAACAGUACCGCAAAUUUCUAUUGAAGAAGAGCUUGAUGCUAAUCAAGAAGACAUUGUGCAUGGCCUGAAAAAAGAGUCAUCGUCUUCAAACUCCUCACCAAGACACAAUGUCGAGGAAACUGAUUCGCAGGUUCCUGUGCCAUCAAGAAGAAGAAAAUUGUUCAACUACAUGUGGCAGCACAACUAUUCACCUUUCUCCAUAGUUCGUAAUGCUGGCCCAGUAAAGAGCAAGAUGAUUUCGCGUUGGACUACUCAUAGAUUUGCUCACACAUAUUUUCAAAACAAAGAGAACUUUCAAAACAUGCAUGAUUAUAUAUAUAGAGUGUUUAACGGUGCAGGGUCAGGUGAGUAUGCCAUUACACGUGUUUUAGCAGUUGGUGCAUUGGCCAAACUACCAUUGAUUGAUCGUGUGCCUCAAAGAUUUGUUGAAAUGAAAUUACCCACGUUGUGGAUGUAUGGAGAUAAGGAUUGGAUGAAUGAAGUGGCUGGAGAAGAAACAGUGAAGGAAAUCAACGAAUUGUCUGUGAAACACGGAGGAGGCAAGCUUGCACAGUUUGACAUCAUCAAGAAUGCCGGUCAUCAUUUAUACCUCGAUAAUCCACCUGAUUUCACAAAGACAUUGUACAAAUUUUUGGGAUACACUUAA